UUACCUAACAGUUCGCGUGAUGUUGAUGUCAGUCUAACCGACAUUACAAUUUUGUUAUUCAGAGACACUGCAAGAUGACGGAAGAAGACGGUGUUCAGGCGUCAGUGGGUUUUUUACAAGAGAUUUAUACAUCACCCCUGAAUUUGAGCCUUCUAUGUCUGUGUAUCUAUUUGCUUUAUAAAAUAAUCCGCGGCGAUAAACCACCAGAGUUACCGAAAGAAGAGGAAGAGUUGCCAAAACUGAAGAAGAGGGACUUCACGCUAGCAGAGCUCCGUGAAUUUGACGGGAAGAGGAAUCCGCGGAUUCUCAUGGCUAUUAAGGGCAAAGUGUUCGACGUGACUCGGGGAAAGAAGUUUUAUGGACCAGAGGGCCCCUAUGGGGUGUUUGCUGGAAGGGAUGCCUCCAGAGGGUUAGCAACCUUUUGCCUGGAUGAGUCUGCACUGAAGGACGAGUGUGACGAUCUGUCGGAUUUGAAUGCCAUGCAGAAGGAAACGCUCAGCGACUUUGAGAUGCAGUUCACUCACAAAUACCACUAUGUGGGAAAACUUCUGAAGCCAGGAGAGGAGCCAUCGGAGUAUGCCGAUGAUGAAGAUGAAAAAGACUCAAUGGACAAAAAGAAAGAUUAAAAACUAAAAUACAAAAGAAAAAAAAUGAAAGUAAUUCCUCCAUCCCUUAAAGUUUGCUGAUAGCUGUCAGUUAAUUUUCUAGUUUACUUUAAAGUAACAAAUUACUGGGGGCCUCUUGCCUGUUAUGUAGGGAGUUUUGAAGGUUGAUUAACAGUAGUUUAAACUAACUAGUGUUUUUUUAUCUUUAUACUCGGACAUGUAUUAAAUUUCCUUGAUGUCUAUAAAUCCCUAAUCAUCUUUGUUUAUGCUUUAGAGGUACCAAAUAUAGAAUUCAUAAAUUUCUAAUGUCGGCUGCAGAUGACUGACAGAUUUUACUCCACUAUAACUCCCCAUUUUAUCAUUUAAAUUCUUCAUUUUUACUGUGUAAAUCAAUGUUACUAUAAUUUGAAAAUUGAAUAUAAAAGGCUAUCAAAUAAGGGAACCUUUAACAAAAUGUGAAAAUAUGAUAUUUGCAGGAAUAUUUGUGUUACAAAUAUCAAUGUAGAAGAGUAUAGCAGGACUGAAUUAAUGGUGGGUCUUUAAUGCAAGGGGUCUUGAUCUUUCACUGAACAUUCCUGUCCAGUUGACUAGUGAGGAUAGCGUCUCGAUUAUUACAGUAUUCUGGACAACACGGAGUCCUUUCCAAACUGCUAAGCUUAUUUUAAUGGAUGACAAAAUGUUAUCAUUUUACAUGUAUGUGCAUACAGAUUUAUAUCUACUUUAUAUUUGUCUCUAAAGAUUGUCUAUUAGGAAGGUUGUCCUUUAUUGAUUAUGUAGAAGGUGACCAGAUUUUAUGUUUAAAAACUUCCAUCAAUGGAGGGGAGUUUACAGAAUUGAAGUAACCUGCAACCCCACAUACUCAGGUUUUAGGAUAUGUAAGGUUGAGAACUGAGGGAUACACCUUGAUAUUAAAAACCAGUUAGUUACCUUAAAAUGAGCGCUGUGUGAAGAUACGCAUCUUCAUAAAAUUUCUCAUGUAUACAAUAUCACCAUUCUGGCACCUUGGCAAUUAUAAAAUGUGAAGGGCAAGAAAAGAGAAAUUCAGACAAAUGAAGUGUUGUUUAUAUGAACUCGGUGCCAUUCUGUUUCAUUAUCUGGGAGGCUCAUUUGAACUCUCGCCAUCCACCAGGGCACUUUGUUGCUUGGAAACUAAAACCUGGGCAUUCUGAUUGGCAUUAAAUGCCCUUGGGCAGCGUGGACAACCUCUGGUUAGACAUGCACGCUAUGUGGGAGCAUUGGCUGGGUUUCUGAGCUCCUGGCUGGUCUGCACCCAAACCUACCAAGUUUAACUUCCUUUUCACCAACAAGCAGUCGUCAUUUCUCGUGUGUUUUAAGAGACGUGUUCCCAGCUUUUUAAUGUGACUUUUUUGCAUUAAAUUAACCAUCAGAAAUAUUUUGGGGGAUUUUUCUCCUUGUCGUUCAACUGAGAUAGCCCUCCUUGUGAGCAGUGAAGUGGGCAGCCCAAUGAAACACGGAAGCCUGUGAUUGAAGGUACAUUCAUUUCUCCUGUGUGUUCAUUCCAUUAAUGAGACAGAGGUUGGUUUGUUUUUUGC
This is a messenger RNA of Polypterus senegalus (gray bichir), 2158 nucleotides long. It is a transcript of the gene pgrmc1, whose product is annotated as progesterone receptor membrane component 1. The record is from RefSeq and is a predicted model, not a curated record. The transcript is spliced from 3 exons. Lineage: Eukaryota; Metazoa; Chordata; Cladistia; Polypteriformes; Polypteridae. Gene Ontology annotation, cellular component: endomembrane system; membrane. Bases 75 to 626 code for a protein of 183 amino acids.